ACAGAGCGAGCCUUCAUUCAGCCCAUCUCAAUUGACACUAGCCGGUUGGCCGUAACCCAGAGCAAACCCAUCAGGGCACGAACUGUACUUUGCACUGCACUGUGUGAGGCUAACUGCUAGAUGGCUGCUCGUAGCUUGUUUGCCCCUUUGCGGUUCGUCAGUCUAUCGAGGGUUGGCCGAGCGACUGCUGUUCCCGUGCUCAAGUUCCACACCAAUGCUUCUCCAUUGAUGGGUGCUACCGUGGAGCAGUUUAACCUGGCCAAGAGCAAGCUGGCCACCCUUAAGAAUGACCCAGGCAAUAUGGCCAAACUACAAAUCUAUGCUCUCUUCAAACAGUCCACUGAAGGACAGUGCACCACGUCGAAACCCGGGAUGCUAGAUUUUGUCAAAAAAGCUAAAUGGGACGCAUGGAAGUCACUUGGCUCCAUAUCUCAGGAAGAAGCCAGGCAGCAGUACUGUGACCUGAUUGGCUCCCUGGUGACGGAGGAAGGAGGGUCUGCUCAGGUGGUGGCACAGGCUGCUGGUAGCGGCCCCACAUAUAAAGAUCUGGUGGUGACAACUGAAGAUAAGAUCACCACCAUUAUGCUCAACAGGCCCGCCAAGAAGAACGCCAUCACCACAGAGUUGUACACUGAUAUCAUCUCUGCCCUGGACCAAGCAGCAAAGGACAGCUCUGUGCUCACAGUCAUUACCGGUGCUGGGGACUUUUACUGCAGUGGGAAUGACCUGUCUAACUUCACCAAGAUCCCAGAAGGUGGAAUUGAUGCGUUGGCGAAAAAAAGUGGGGAUCUGCUGAGGAACUACAUCAAUGCUUACAUAGACUUUCCGAAACCUCUGGUUGCCGUGGUGAACGGGCCAGCUGUCGGCGUGUCGGUCACAGUGCUGGCGCUGUUUGAUCUGGUGUACUCCACAGAUAGGGCAACCUUCCACACUCCCUUCAGCAAGCUGGGUCAGAGUCCAGAGGGCUGCUCCUCAUACACCUUCCCCCUGAUUAUGGGGCCCUCCAAGGCCAGUGAGAUGCUGCUGUUCAACAAGAAGCUAACGGCGGCCCAGGCCUGCGACCAGGGUCUGGUCACUGAGGUGUUCCCUGACGCCUCCUUCCAGACGGAGGUGUGGAACAGACUCAAGGCCUACGCCCAGCUGCCUCCCAACUCCCUGGCGCUGUCCAAGCAGCUGGUCCGCUCGGCGGAGCUAGAGCGGCUGCACGCGGCCAACGACGCGGAGGUGGCGCGGCUGGUGGAGCGCUGGCAGUCCGACGAGUGCAUGGCCGCCAUCAUGGGCUUCUUCCAGGGCAAGGCCAAGUUGUAGAGACGGGGAGGAGGGGGGGUUGGUGGCGGUAUGAGGGAGAGAGGGGGACUCCACUUUAUAAUGGUCGCCUUUUCAGACCAAGGUAGAGAAAGUGCCAUGAGCAACCAUGAGGCAACGUCUAGAAUGCACGAGGGGUAGAGAUUGGGUUAGAAGACAGAUGGAUAAAAAAUUAUUUAGGUUGUUUGAUAUAUUUAUAAUAUAUAUAAUUGUUCCGUUUUAAUUGUUCCGGAAUCAGAACAUGGAACAGCUAUUUUUGCGCGCGCGCACAAAAAGAAAGGACUUGAGAUUUUGAGAGAAUAUCUUCAACUUUGCAAAGAGAAACACGGUAACAAUUGUUAUUUUUGUAAGAACGUAUAACUGUCAGACGGUGAGGGUUGCUUAUGGGGACCGAAGGAACAGGAGGUUGCCUUCUCUCCUUGCCUUCCUAUAAAACAUUAACACUUUGCUGCCUUGUCGUAUUGGACAAAAUUGUGAGUCAAAUGUAUAGUAAAUACAUUUUCCAUAAAACCCUCCAUAUUUGUAUUGCCCUGUUGGAUAGCUAUGGUGGAUUAUGUCAUACAUGUGAUUAUGUCAUAAGUAGACUGCCUUAUAAAUCAAGAAAUGAAAGGGGCUCCUCGUUGCCAACAUUCGUAGUUUCACUGGCUUCUUCAAAUUAAUUGAACUAAUGCUGUUAACAUUACUAUGCGAUAAUGUUGAUGACUGCUUUUUACUUUAGAGGUUAGCGUUAGGGUGUAUUUUUGUUGAUUACCACUGAAAUGGAUUGGUUUGUAAAAAAUCAAAAAUGCCAUAACGGAGGACUGCUGUUGUAACUUUAAAUUUAAGGCAUUUGGAAAUAUUAAAUCGAGCUGACUGAUAACA
This is a messenger RNA of Gadus macrocephalus (Pacific cod), 2166 nucleotides long. It is a transcript of the gene eci2, whose product is annotated as enoyl-CoA delta isomerase 2. NCBI's taxonomy places the organism in Eukaryota, Metazoa, Chordata, Actinopteri, Gadiformes, Gadidae. Gene Ontology annotation, molecular function: fatty-acyl-CoA binding. The coding region runs from base 121 to 1308 and encodes 395 amino acids. The record is from RefSeq and is a predicted model, not a curated record. The transcript is spliced from 11 exons.